AUGGGCAAGCCAGUUCUAAUCAAUGACCAAGACUGCGACAUUGACCUGCCUUGUCCCGUGGACGAACAAUAUAUCACAGAAAGAGGCCCUAUCCCCGAAGGCCAGCAAACAUCGCCCCUUCUAGCAACCAUCCACGUCGUCCGUUCAAUCGGCCAACUCACGCGAACCCUCCGGUCAGCCACCAUCAGCCCCGCCACUCUCGAGACCUUCGAACUUCACUUCAACACCUGCCUCGCAACGUUCCCCUCCCAAUUUCACCCAAGAACAGACCAAGACCUUGACCCUCGCUCUCUCGCUCCAGUAAUAUACCUACAAAACGCCCGUCUCCUCCUCCACCGCCACAACAUCUCCCCUUUUUGCCCGGAUAUCGUCCGUUCUUCCGCCAUGGACUACUGUGUCUCCACAGCCCUCGACACAGCCAACAUCCUCGCCCGCUGCAUGCGCAAUUACCCAAACGCAAACGCAUUACCCCCAGGCCCAGCAGGAAACAACGACCCGCGCGCCCUCUUCGCCUCCGGCGCCGGCUCCCUCCUCUGCACACACAUCUGGCGCUGUACCCUCCUCCUCCUCUUCCGACAAGAAUUUGCCGGCGCGCUAGCCUGCGUCCAAGCCCUUGCCUCAAUCGGCGACGUCCGCACAGUCAACGCCGCCUGCGGCCGCUACCUCUCCUUCUUCCUCCGCCGUCUCCUCUCCCGACUCCGCCGCAGCGACGGCAUCGACCUAGAACGCGACGAGGAAAUGAUGGCCUAUGUCUCAGGCGAUAUGCAAGGAACCAGCGACGGAAGCUGGGUCUGGCAUGGCAGCGAAACAGGAUCUCAACUCGAAGCGAUGUCACCAAUGCGGUCAACGCCUGUUUCAGGGGGUCACCCAGCUCAGCACGAGCGCGACACUGAGUGGGAGGGAUGGGAGUGGAUUGAGAAAACUGUGCAAGAGCUCUUCACCGAGCAGCGGCAGAGGGCUUAUUCUCAACGAGAUACGCCUAUGGGUGGGCAGUCCCGCCAAGAGGUUCCUACGAAUUCGGGAUCGACUCUUGCGCCUGAGUUAGCGACUUCGGAUUCGGAUCGCAGGUCUAGCUCGGCGCAUUCACGCAUGACGAUUGCUAGCAUUAUUUGA
Molecule: messenger RNA, 1113 nt
Organism: Penicillium arizonense
Lineage: Eukaryota; Fungi; Ascomycota; Eurotiomycetes; Eurotiales; Aspergillaceae
Product: fungal specific transcription factor domain-containing protein
Exons: 1
Coding region: 1-1113 (370 amino acids)
Source: RefSeq, a predicted model, not a curated record